UCGGCUCUGCCUUCAAAGUAGUCGUGUGGAGGAGGAGUGGCGUCGUUCUGCUUUUAUCUGUUGCCAUAGUUUGUGCUUUUUCUCGGUCUGUCGUGUUCGAGCGAGGCUGCUGCGGGUGUCAUCGCGGUGGGCGGCUCUCCAGCACAAACAUGGCAUCUUCCUACGCUGCUGUCAUCGCAGGGCUUCUGACAACAAAUUUAUCAAACCCACCCAUCAACCCCCAAUACGCAGAAAAACCCCAGAUUUCUAAACCCAAAAAGCUCAACUGCCCUCCAGCUUCCCAGGAUCCUCCUGGUCCACCUCAGUCUGCGGUUUGCUUUGAAGAGCCACAGGAGAAUCCUGCAGACUACGGCAUCGGCGGCUAUUACCCUGUAGAGAUUGGGGAAGUUUUUGCCAACCGUUACCAAGUGCAGCAAAAGUUGGGAUGGGGCCACUUUUCUACUGUAUGGCUCUGCUGGGAUGUAAUGACGAAGGGUUUUGUGGCUCUGAAGGUGGUGAAGAGCGCUCCAACGUUCACAGAGACCGCACUGGACGAGAUCGAACUCCUGAAAUGUGUGAGGGACAGUGACCCCAAAGAUUCAAACCGUGACAGAGUUGUGCGCCUCUUGGAUGAUUUCAGGAUCACUGGAUCGACGGGAGAGCAUGUGUGCAUGGUUCUGGAGGUUCUGGGGGACCAGCUGCUGCGAUGGAUCGUCAGAUCAAACUACACCGGCCUCCCUCUGCCCUGCGUCAAGAGCAUCCUCCGACAGGUUUUGCAGGGUUUAGACUACUUGCACACAAAAUGCAAGAUUAUCCACACAGAUAUCAAGCCAGAAAACAUUCUUUUAAGAGUCGAUGAUGCUUUUAUUCACAAGCUGGCAGCCAAUGCCCAGUUGUGUCAGCUGCCAGUGUCUUCUUCUCACACCAAUUUAGUGGAAAAACCGUCCAGAAAAAAGCAGGUGUGUAACCUAAAAUCUGCGUGUCUUGUUUUUUUAUCAAGAUGUUUCUUUAAAUGCUAUAAAAUGAGCUUUUCUGCUAUUUUAUCUAAGAGUUUUUUCAACUUAGUGGGGAAGCUGUCAGGGGUUUUCCAUGGUUUUGGAGAAUGGCCCGGUAAGGUAUACAGGAAUUCAGACAGGCGGUCGGCGGGUAAAAGCAGAAAAUGUCGAAGCUCAAAGACUCCGUCCGAUCACACAUCUGUUUCUGAUGCUGCAUCGAGCGCGCACAGCUCCACCUGUCAGUCAAAGCUCACAGGUAACAACAUGAAGACGAGGAGGCAAACAUUACUGUUUGAAGAAGGACUGGACUGUGAACCACAAAGACACAGAGACUGCUCAUCGACCAGCCACUGCACAGAUGCUGCAGCCUCUGACUGCAGAUUCCAGGAGUUACAUCCCACUCCUCUGCCUUCACAGAACCCAGCUGAAGAUAUGAAGGAUCCAGAAUUAGAUUUACUGAAUCCUGAGAAUGCAGAUAAAAUUCUGAUCAAGGUUGCUGACCUGGGCAAUGCCUGCUGGGUGCACAAACACUUCACUGAAGACAUUCAAACAUGUCAGUACCGCUCAGUAGAGGUCCUGAUUGGGGCGCACUACGACACGCCAGCCGACAUCUGGAGCACCGCCUGCAUGGCUUUUGAGCUGGCCACUGGAGACUUUCUGUUUGACCCUCAGUCAGGGGUUCGGUUCUCCCGGGAGGAAGAUCACAUUGCUCACAUCAUUGAGCUGCUGGGACCUCUUCCAUCCCAGUUUGUGCAGUCUGGGCGACAUUCAAAACGAUAUUUUAACCGUAAAGGACAAUUGCGGCACAUCUCCAAGCUGAAACCAUGGAGUCUGCUGGAGAUCCUGCUGGAUAAAUACGAGUGGAGACGAGAGGAAGCUGUUCAGUUCUCCUCCUUUCUGCUGCCCAUGUUGGAGCUGCUGCCACAGAAAAGAGCCACAGCCUCACAGUGUCUGAAACACCCGUGGCUGAACGCCUAGACACGCUCACACUCACUGAUGCAAGCACGGUUUUGAUCAGGACUAUAUCACUUUUCAACAUGACUGUUGUUGUCAUUUUUAUGCACGUACAAUACAAUAAUUGUGUAGAAAUAUAUCUGAAAUAAAAUCGGGGUGUAACAAUUUAA
Oryzias melastigma (Indian medaka) is the source of this 2098-nucleotide messenger RNA. RefSeq names its product SRSF protein kinase 2. The record is from RefSeq and is a predicted model, not a curated record. The transcript is spliced from 14 exons. NCBI's taxonomy places the organism in Eukaryota, Metazoa, Chordata, Actinopteri, Beloniformes, Adrianichthyidae. Gene Ontology annotation, biological process: spliceosomal complex assembly; regulation of mRNA processing; protein phosphorylation. Bases 150 to 1952 code for a protein of 600 amino acids. Gene Ontology annotation, molecular function: protein kinase activity; ATP binding.